Messenger RNA from Vitis riparia (riverbank grape), 1373 nucleotides. Its product is annotated as putative hydrolase C777.06c. The transcript has 12 exons. The record is from RefSeq and is a predicted model, not a curated record. Lineage: Eukaryota; Viridiplantae; Streptophyta; Magnoliopsida; Vitales; Vitaceae. The coding region runs from base 102 to 1154 and encodes 350 amino acids.
CUUUCGUCUCUGGUAAAGCUCCAUUUCUUGAACCAACCCAAAGCACUUCAUCAUUAUUUUAUUCUAUUUUGAUUGCUUUUCCAAUAAAAUUGAAGCUUUCAAUGGUUUCCUUUCUGGGUUCAAUCCGCGCAAACCCUUCUUCUAUCACCUGUUUUUCCCCUUACAAGCGCCGAAUUUUCUUCGACAAGCCUGCAAUCUCUUUUUCCAGAUAUGGGUCUUCUCCAUUUCAGCGCCUUUUUCGAGCUUGCCUUGAGUCUGAUUCUGCAAGGGGAAAUACCAGAGUACAAUUACCCGUGGAGCAAUCUGAAAUUAUAUUUUUGGGGACAGGAACUAGUGAAGGAAUUCCACGUGUGAGCUGCCUAACAAAUCCUCUGAAGACAUGUCUGGUAUGCUCGAAAGCUGCACAUCCCGGUAGUAAGAAUAAGAGGCUCAACACAAGCAUCCUUAUCCGUUAUCCUAGUCCCUCCGGAGGACGUACCAUUCUUAUAGAUGUUGGCAAGUUUUUCUACCAUAGUGCUCUCCGUUGGUUUCCUACAUAUGGGAUAAGAACAAUUGAUGCGGUUAUUAUUACUCAUUCUCAUGCUGAUGCAAUUGGAGGUCUUGAUGAUCUUCGUGACUGGACAAACAAUGUCCAACCCAACAUUCCAAUUUAUGUGCCAACACGUGAUUUUGAGGUGAUGAAGAAGACUCAUUAUUAUUUAGUGGACACUAGCGUGAUCAUCCCUGGUGCUGCUGUCUCGGAGUUGCAAUUUAAUAUCAUUCAUGAGAAGCCAUUCAUUGUACAUGAUCUGAAGGUUAUCCCUUUACCAGUGUGGCAUGGCCCUGGUUACCGUUCCCUUGGUUUUCGUUUUGGUAAUAUUUGCUACAUUAGUGACGUUAGUGAAAUACCCAAAGAAACUUAUCCGCUUCUGAAGAACUGCGAAAUCCUUGUUCUGGAUGCUCUAAGGCCAGAUCGUUCUUCAGCAACACAUUUUGGACUUCCUAGAGCUUUAGAUGAAGUUCGAAAGAUCCAACCAAAGAGAACAUUAUUCACUGGUAUGAUGCACCUGAUGGAUCAUGAGAAAGUGAGUGAAGAUCUUGAGAAACUGAUGAAGACAGAGGGUCUGGAUGUGCAACUGAGCUAUGACGGGCUUCGUGUGCCAGUAACGUUCUAGCCCUUUCAAGUUCUAUUUUCUUUCAUCAAGCCAUUAUUUUCUAAAUAAACCUAAUCCAAUGUCUGUAUUUCAAAAUGAUUAUUGUUGAGUUUUCGCUCUGUGUGAGAAAUCUCCUCCUGGGUUGAGCUCUGCCCUGUAAACAUUUUCUGCAUUGCUGCAUACAUGAAAUGAUGAGAUGAUUUAUCUCUCAGAUUAAAUCAUCCAUUUUGUUCUCUUCUU